AUUUUCGUAAAAGAUUAUUUAAAAGAAGUAUCUGUGGUAAAGUUGAGUUUUUACAUACAGUAUUAGGUGUUUUACUGUAUUGAGAAAUAUACAACAUAAGAAUAAAAUUUUAUAAUUCGCAUAAAAAAGGACGUUAUCUCCGACUAUUUCCGGUGCCGCACGAGCAAAAGAAGCAAAAAUGGCGUGGCAGCCAGAGGAAAACGGCCUUCGGCAGAUUUUACAGCUUUUGAAAGAAUCACAGUCACCAGAUACAGCCACCCAGAGAGCUGUCCAGCAAAAACUUGAAGAACUGAAUAAAUAUCCAGACUUCAACAAUUAUUUAAUUUUCGUGCUGACGAAGCUGACAAGUGAAGAUGAGCCCACUCGUUCCCUGGCAGGCCUAAUACUGAAGAACAAUGUCCGUGCACACUACCACAAAUGCCCACAAGAAGUCUGCCAGUUCAUCAAACAAGAAUGCUUGAAAAGCAUCGGCGACCCUUCUCCUCUCAUCCGUGCCACAAUUGGAAUUCUUAUCACUACUAUCUCUGCUAAAGGAGAGCUGGUUAAUUGGCCAGAGCUCCUCCCUACUCUUUGCCAGUACUUGGAUUCUGAGGAUUAUAAUGUCUGCGAGGGUGCAUUUGGAGCUUUGCAGAAGAUUUGUGAAGAUUCUGCUGAAGCGUUGGACAGUGAUGCACUUAACCGUCCUCUCAAUGUACUUAUUCCCAAGUUUCUACAGUUUUUUAAGCACAGCAGUCCUAAGAUAAGGUCCCAUGCCAUUGCAUGUGUCAACCAGUUUAUUAUCACACGGACUCAAGCCCUAAUGAUUCACAUUGACUCUUUCAUUGAGAGUUUGUUUUUCCUGGCUGGAGAUGAAGAUCCUGAAGUCCGUAAAAAUGUUUGUCGGGCUUUGGUCAUGCUUGUUGAAGUGCGGAUGGACCGGCUCAUGCCUCAAAUGAACAACAUUGUGGAGUACAUGUUGCUGAGGACACAGGACCCAGAUGACAGUGUGGCCCUGGAGGCUUGUGAAUACUGGCUUUCCAUAGCAGAGCAGCCUGUGUGCAGAGAGGUCUUGGCACCACACAUAGAGAAACUGGUUCCUGUGCUGGUCAGGGGGAUGAAGUACUCAGAGAUUGAUAUUAUUUUAUUAAAGGGAGAUGUUGAGGAAGAUGACAUGAUCCCAGACAAGGAGUCUGACAUAAAGCCAAGGUUCCAUAAGUCCAAGAGUCACACACAGAAACAUCAGGAGGGAGGAGACCCUGAGGAUGAUGAUGUCUCAGAUGAUGGACUGGAUGAUGAUGAUGCUUUGUCAGACUGGAAUUUGAGAAAAUGUUCAGCUGCCGGCCUCGAUGUUUUAGCCAAUGUGUUCAGAGAUGAUUUACUGCCCAUUGUGUUGCCUAUUCUCAAAGAAACAUUGUUUCACCAAGACUGGGAGAUCAAAGAAUCUGGCAUAUUGGUGCUUGGUGCAAUUGCAGAAGGUUGUAUGAAUGGAAUGAUUCCCCAUCUCCCAGAACUUGUUCCCUACUUGAUCUCCUGUCUGGCUGACAAGAAGGCACUGGUGAGGUCCAUAACCUGCUGGACACUGAGCAGAUAUGCCCACUGGGUGGUUGGUCAGCCACACGACCAAUAUCUCAAACCUUUAAUGACUGAACUCUUGAAGCGCGUCUUGGAUGCCAACAAGCGUGUUCAAGAAGCUGCCUGCUCGGCCUUUGCCACUCUGGAGGAGGAGGCCUGCACUGAACUAGUCCCUUACCUUGGUUUUAUCCUGGAAACUCUGGUCUAUGCUUUUAACAAGUAUCAGCACAAAAAUCUACUCAUUCUGUAUGAUGCCAUAGGAACACUAGCAGACUCUGUGGGGCACCAUUUAAAUAAGCCGGAGUACAUCAGUCUAUUAAUGCCUCCGCUGAUUCAGAAAUGGAAUGUGCUGAAGGAUGAAGACAAGGAUUUGUUCCCAUUAUUAGAGUGUCUGUCGAGUGUGGCCACAGCUCUGCAGUCAGGAUUUCUGCCAUAUUGUGAGCCAGUGUUCAGAAGGUGUGUUUCUCUGGUUGAACAGACACUCACACAGAGCUAUGCUAACAUGACUAGCCCUGAGCAGUUUGACCCACCAGACAAAGACUUCAUGAUAGUUGCUCUGGAUUUAUUAAGUGGACUCGCAGAGGGCCUGGAGCACCAUAUAGAGGCCCUGGUUGCCAACAGUGGUAUCCUAAAGCUACUGUUUCAGUGUAUGCAGGUGAGGUGCAGCUUGGCUCCACUAGAGGACCCAAUGCCAGAGGUGCGACAGAGCUCUUUUGCUCUUCUAGGAGAUCUCACUAAAGCAUGCUUUCAGCAUGUCAAACCUUUUAUAGGGGAUUAUAUGCCAAUUCUGGCCAAUAAUCUAAAUCCAGAAUUCAUAUCUGUGUGCAAUAAUGCUACGUGGGCAAUAGGAGAAAUCUCUAUACAGAUGGGUGCUGAUAUGCGUCCAUAUGUCCAAAUGGUGAUGACCCAACUCGUGGACAUAAUCAAUCGCCCCAAUACUCCCAAGACCUUGUUAGAGAACACAGCCAUAACUAUUGGUCGCCUUGGUUUAGUAUGUCCACAAGAAGUCGCCCCUAUGUUACAACAGUUUAUCAGGCAAUGGUGCACCUCGUUGCGGAAUAUCCGUGACAAUGAGGAGAAGGACUCCGCGUUCCGUGGUGUGUGUCAGAUGAUCAGUGUGAACCCUGGUGGAGUAGUCCAGGAUUUUAUCUUCUUCUGUGAUGCUGUGGCAUCCUGGGUGCACCCCAAGGAGGACCUCAAGAAAAUGUUCUGCACGAUAUUACAUGGGUUUAAGAACCAGGUCGGUGAAGAAAAUUGGCGACGCUUCUCUGACCAGUUUCCCCUGCCACUGCGAGAGCGCUUGGCAAUGCAGUACAGUGUAUGACCAGGGCUUCUUAAGGAAGGGGGAUUCAUCACCGAUGACUGCAACUGGUGCAGCAUAAGUCAUCAACCAGGGUGUUAAGCCAGGGCAAUGCUACUCUGGGAAGGCCGGGAGGGAACAUCCGUGUUUUCAGGGAGGCCGGGAGGGGCACCAUGGGCAAAUGUCCUUUCAUCACAAACUUCAGGGAGGCCGGGAGGGGCACCAUGGGCAAAUGUCCUUUCACCACUAACUUCAGGGAGGCCGGGAGGGGCACCACACACAUGUCCUGACACCACAAACUUCAGGGAAGCUGGGAGGGACUCCAAUGGGCAAGAGUGUGAGAGAGAAAAAACUUUGUUCUGUCACCAAAAUAACUUGAGGGGAGGUUGGGAGGGACAUCUACCAGGACAUUGUGGUGAGGGAGGGUGGGUAGUCACACCAGGACCUCACUGAUAUAUGUGUGAGGUUAUCUACUGAAAGGUACUAAGGUUGAAGAUCCAUCAUCAUUCUGCAUGCUUUGUGAAGGUUUUACCUGCUUCGGAGCAAGUGCUUAAGUGAGGUGCAACUCUGUCGUUUCCAAGUCUGUACAAAAGACGUGUUUUAAGUACUUAGACACCAUGAAUGAAAGUGAAAACAACAUAGAAAGUUGACCUAUGAAGGUCUGAAGUAGGCCACAAUGGUUGGGAAUUAACAGGAAUCUGCAGAGCAUCUUGCUGAACUGGUUGUCAGACUACCACAUUGUUAUUUCUGUAGCAGAGGUUCUAUGAACCAAGAGAAUGAUUUGCUUGAUUUUUGAGCAUUGGGUUGUUUUUAUGAAUUACAAGGAAUGUUAUCAGAAGAAUAUGUAGAUGUAGGUGAAAUCUUUUGAACAAAAUAAUACUGCACAAAUGGGAACUUGGGAUUAACAUUGGGGAUAAAACUUUUUAGGGUUAGUUAUUACUUGGGUUCUCACAUUUAUCAAAACUGAUGGUCAUGUAAAUGUAGAUAUAACAUAAAAUCAGUCAAUACGUCAAUAGAUAGCUUAGUAGUCCUGUGAAAUGGGUGGCCUUCACUUCUUUAGCUACCUCUUGCUAUUAGGACUUAAAAGCUAUAUAAAUAAUGACAUAGAUAUUAGUUUUUCCUUAAAACAACGUGUAGUAAAGCUUUUAGUACAAUUUAAUUUCAAUUUAAAAACUAAAAAGCAAUUGCCAUUUAUUGUCAAAGGGGUAAAUGGUUUUAUGUUCUCUGAUUGGUUUGGAACUUAAUUUCAUAUCAAACAUGAUGAAUUCUUAUCAUAUUGAUGUCAGAUACAUUAGUUUCUAUAAUUGGCAUUUUCAGGAAAUUUGUCGAGUCUUCAUGAGACUUCAACAGCAAUUUUGAAAGUGAACCACAUUUUACAAAAAGGGUAAUACCAGUUUGUUUUAAGAACAAGCCCUUUCAAAUAAAGUUGGUUUACCAAAGGCAGUCAAGUCACAUUUUCAUAAAAUCCAUUAGCAUAAUGCAUUUUGUUCUAAGGAUUAAGUUUUAAGACCUAAAAAUGAGGCAAGAGGCCUUAGUGCUUGGUGAAAAGUUAAAUUACGUAGAUUUUAAGCAAGUUAAGCUAAAGUUAGGUUCUUAGUAGACAUAGUUAAGGCUGAAUUUCAACUUGAUGUUCUUUGUAAAAGUGUCCAUAUGCAGGCACACCAGAGCUUGUCUGUAUGAAAAGUAUUUUCCAGUGAUCUGUUUUGAAAUUUUACAAAACUCAGUAUUUUUCUGUUAACUUUAGAAGAAUGAAAUGAGCAUUAACUACAAGUUUACUAUUGUUGCAGAAAGAGGAGACAUUCUCUUGAGGCAGCAUAGGGCCAAAUUUCAAUGAGUAAUGAUUUUUCCAUCUGAAAGUAGAACUGAUUAUCCCUUUUUGAACUGGUUUAUGUUACCAAUGUUAAUAUUUAUGUACAAGUCAAAACUUUCAAAAAAAUCUUUAAGGUUCUUUAUAUUUCUCAUCCUUUUGCUGCAAGUUUUCAAUUGGAAACCUAUGUUCUGCUACUUAGCAAUAUCUUAUUAAUGUAACUGUUACUUGCUGGUCAAGAUUAUAACAUUUACAUUUGAUAUUGUAUUGUAUUUCAAAUCAUUGCAUUGUAGCUCUUUUUAAUUUUCAUGUCAAAGGUGCGAUUUCGUAAUUCUGUUACACUCAAUCUGAGCAAUAUGUCAAUACUGUGAUUUUGAAGACUAGCUGGAGUUCGUGAUGUGGGAGUCUUGUAAAUUUUUUGAUGACAUUUUUAUUCUUGAUUUUUUGGAAGAUGAUUAUAACCAUUGUUUAUUUUUCAAAUUUAUAUAUAUUAUUUGUAAUUGGCUGUUUUCUCUCAUCAGUAACCUACAUUAAGAGUGAUUUCUGUUCUGUUUUACUUGGUUUCUUUUCAUGAAAUUUCAGUGCCCCCAACUCUGAGCUUCAGACUCGUAACGGAGUGUUUGCAUCUGUUAGAUAACUAACCUGCUUCCAGUCUUUGGCCUUUGCUUACAUUUAAUUCAGUUCUAUAACACCUAUUGCAAAUGCUCAUUCUGCUAUCAAGUCCCCACACUUGUGGUGUGUGGCUAAUUAUUUGCCUGUGCUCCCACAAAUGUGAAUUGGUCAACAGUAGGUGGUAUUUACAACACAUUAUAAGUGUCAUAUAGUAUAACUGAUGGUAGCUUACCCUACACUUCCAUUAGCUAUCAGCAUGCAAAUGGUUGUCAAACAUUUGGUAAACACUUCCAGUAAAGGUCAGUGUAAGCGGGCAAAAUGUAUAUUUUUAAAAUUAACAAGUCAACCCACAUUGGAUUCUGAAGCUCGGGGUAGUGCUCCCUUUCUUUUAGCACAAUAACAGAAUAAAAGGAUAUGGUUUUAAAACUUAUAACUGUCUGGAAAAAUUAUAAUGAAACAGAGUGGUUAUUGAUCCCUUGGUAUACCAAUCCACUUGUUAAAAAGCUUUUGGCCGUUGAGUUACAGUAAUUUUCACAAAUAAGUUAAUUGCAGUUCUGCAUAAUCAAUAGUUAAAAGCAGGGAUUGUCAGUGGGUUAACACAGGGUUGUUAUUGCUAAUUUGAAUGAGAUGUGAAAAUGUGAUAUUGGACGUAAGUGGAAUGUGUUCACCAUUACUUUUGUCUCAAAAGCCUGCAUGGGUAACAAAGGUUAUAUAGCUGGUGAUUACUAUAAGUACAGUAAUUUAUUAAUGUCUAAGAAAUUUAUGGACAAAAUAUUUUAGAUUUUCUGUAUACAGUAGUUAAGUGCAUGCGUAAUAAACUGAUAAAAAUUGAAAAUACUUA
This is a messenger RNA of Lingula anatina, 6111 nucleotides long. Its product is annotated as transportin-1. Gene Ontology annotation, molecular function: small GTPase binding. Lineage: Eukaryota; Metazoa; Brachiopoda; Lingulata; Lingulida; Lingulidae. Gene Ontology annotation, biological process: protein import into nucleus. The record is from RefSeq and is a predicted model, not a curated record.